AUGAAGACAGACGUUGCGGGCGCCCCAGGCAGGCGGGCAAGCCUCAAAGGAGAUGCGGAGAAAGAAACUCCGGCCACAGAGCCCUUGAGCAAGGGAGAGAGCCUGGUCUGGGAGGAAGAGGACGGAAGAGCCACCCUGACCUUGACUUUCACCCUCCGGGAAGCCCGCAAGGCCGGCCUCGCCAAGGCAGUCAGAGUCUUCGAGACUUUUGAAGCUGAAAUCCAUCACCUUGAAACCAGACAAGCCAAAAACCCCACGCACACUACUGAGGUCCUCGAUUUUUUUGUCAGAUGUGAUGUUCAUAAUUCUGAUGUCAGCAUCCUUAUAAACUCUUUGAAGAAAGUGGCAGACGAUGUGAAAACUCACAGAGAAGAGCGAGUCCCAUGGUUUCCAAAGAAAAUGCGAGACCUUGACAAGUGCCACCAACUAAUCAACAAGUAUGAACCUGAUUUGGAUCAUGGCCAUCCUGGAUUCACAGACCCAGAAUACAAGAAACGGAGAGCCUUCUUUACAGACCUGGCCUUCAACUACCGAGCGGGAGACCCUUUGCCUAGAGUUGAGUACACUGCCCAGGAGACUGCUACGUGGAGAGAGGUGUAUGGGAAACUGAGCAGCCUCUAUGCUACCCAUGCCUGUAAGCAGUACCUGGAGGCCUUUCAGCAGCUGGAGAAAUGCUGUGGAUACCAAGAGGACAGCAUUCCGCAACUUCAGGACGUUUCCAGAUUUUUAAAAGAAAGAACAGGCUUUCAGCUGAGACCAGCUGCAGGGCUGCUGUCUUCCCGGGACUUCCUGGCCAGUCUGGCAUUCCGUGUAUUUCCGAGCACACAAUACAUAAGGCAUUCCUCUUCCCCUAUGCAUUCCCCAGAACCGGACUGCUGCCACGAAUUGUUGGGUCACGUUCCCAUGUUAGCUGACAAAGAAUUUGCACAGUUCUCACAGGCUAUUGGACUGGUUUCUCUUGGAUCAUCUGAUGCUGAGAUUGAAAAACUGGCAACACUCUAUUGGUUUACUAUUGAGUUUGGCCUCUGUAAAGAAAAUGGUUCCAUCAAAGCUUAUGGGGCAGGACUUCUUUCAUCUUAUGGGGAGCUUGUGUAUGCUUUAUCAAACAAGCCAGAACACAAACCGUUCGAACCUGAACUGACUGCAAUUCAUGCCUAUCAAGAUCAGACCUUUCAGCCUGUCUAUUUUGUAGCAGAAAAUUUUGAAGAUGCCCAGGCCAAACUCCAAAAAUAUGCUCUGAAGAUCAAGAAGCCCUUUUUUCUUCACUAUGAUCCAUUGACCUGCAGCGUAGAGGUUUUGAAUACAGCUCAGAAAAUCAAGAACACACUUGGUCAAAUGAAACAGGAAGUGAAAACCCUCUGCUUUGCCCUUGAAAAAAUGUCUUAAAAGCCUGUCUUUAGCUGGUGCUGCAAUAUGUACAAAUCACUCUAGAACCUGCAGAUUUCUAAUGGCGAAACUGUGUAUUUCUGAAGAUCCUAAUUUAUGAGUAGCUGAGUCAAGCUAAUCACCUCAAUGAGUCAAACUACAAGAAUCUUAGCCACAUUAAUUACUUGCUAUAGUCUGGUUCGAUGAUAAGCAAUAAAAUCUUCUA
Pelodiscus sinensis (Chinese soft-shelled turtle) is the source of this 1591-nucleotide messenger RNA. RefSeq names its product tyrosine 3-monooxygenase-like. Gene Ontology annotation, biological process: dopamine biosynthetic process from tyrosine. Gene Ontology annotation, cellular component: axon; perikaryon; cytoplasm. Gene Ontology annotation, molecular function: tyrosine 3-monooxygenase activity; iron ion binding. NCBI's taxonomy places the organism in Eukaryota, Metazoa, Chordata, Testudines, Trionychidae. The record is from RefSeq and is a predicted model, not a curated record.